UCCGCUGACUGUCUGUCACCGCACACGGAGCGGCGGCGGUGGCUCACAGUCACACACACUCCAGCCGACCCGCGAGGCAACCCUACCGGCUUCUGUUUCCCCUCCGUCCCGCUGACAUGAACCGGGAAGCGGUCGCUGUCGUCCUCGCCUCGCUUUAACUGGAGGCGACUUAUCGGAGAAACAUUCAACGGCAGGACCACCAGUAUUACCUUGGACGUUAAGAGCUUUUUUUUUUUUUUUCUUCUGCUUUUAUUUAUUUUUUAUCUUUCUUUAUAGUGUGAGUCCGCCAUGGCGAGUGACUCCCCGGCUCGGAGUCUGGAUGAAAUUGACCUGUCUGCUUUGAGGGACCCUGCUGGCAUCUUUGAGCUUGUGGAGCUGGUAGGAAAUGGCACCUACGGCCAAGUGUACAAGGGUCGCCAUGUUAAGACAGGCCAGCUGGCAGCCAUCAAGGUCAUGGAUGUCACCGGGGAUGAGGAAGAAGAGAUCAAAGCGGAAAUCAACAUGCUGAAGAAGUACAGCCACCACCGCAACAUCGCCACCUACUACGGAGCGUUCAUUAAGAAGAACCCCCCAGGGAUCGACGACCAGCUAUGGCUGGUCAUGGAGUUCUGCGGCGCCGGCUCGGUGACGGAUCUGAUCAAGAACACCAAGGGCAACUCUCUGAAAGAGGAGUGGACGGCCUACAUCUGCCGAGAGAUCCUCAGGGGGCUGACUCAUCUCCAUCAGCACAAGGUCAUCCACCGAGACAUCAAGGGACAGAACGUCCUGCUGACGGAGAACGCCGAGGUCAAACUAGUGGACUUUGGCGUUUCGGCCCAGUUGGACCGCACGGUGGGAAGGAGGAACACGUUUAUCGGGACGCCGUAUUGGAUGGCGCCGGAGGUGAUCGCCUGCGACGAGAACCCCGACGCCACGUACGAUUUCAAGAGCGAUUUAUGGUCACUGGGCAUCACGGCCAUCGAGAUGGCUGAAGGAGCGCCGCCGUUGUGCGACAUGCACCCCAUGAGAGCCCUCUUCCUCAUCCCGCGGAAUCCCGCGCCAAGACUCAAGUCAAAGAAAUGGUCGAAGAAGUUCCAGCUGUUCAUCGAGAGCUGCCUGGUGAAGAGCCACGGCCAGAGGCCCAGCACCGAGCAGCUCCUCAAGCACCCGUUCAUCAGGGACCUGCCCAACGAGAGGCAGAUCCGCAUCCAGCUCAAGGACCACAUCGACCGCACCAAGAAGAAGCGAGGCGAGAGAGACGAGACCGAGUACGAAUACAGCGGCAGCGAGGAAGAGGACGAGGAACGGGACACGGGUGAACCCAGCUCCAUCAUCAACAUCCCCGGCGAGUCGACCCUGCGGCGGGAUUUCCUGCGCCUGCAGCUAGCCAAUAAGGAACGCUCGGAGGCGCAACGACGGCAGCAGCUGGAGCAGCAGCAGAACGAGGAGCACAAGCGCCUGCUGCUGGCCGAGAGGCAGAAGCGCAUCGAGGAGCAGAAGGAGCAGCGGCGCCGCCUGGAGGAGCAGCAGCAACGCGAGCGCGAGCUGAGGAAGCAGCACGAAAGGGAGCAGAGGAGGCGAUACGAGGAAAUGGAGCAGCUCCGUAGAGAGGAGGAGCGGCGGCACGCCGAAAGAGAACAGGAGUAUAUCCGUAGGCAGCUGGAAGAGGAGCAGAGGCAGUUAGAGAUUCUCCAGCAGCAACUUCUACAGGAACAGGCGCUUCUGCUGGAGUACAAGCGCAAGCAGGUGGAAGAGCAGCGGCAGGCCGAGCGUCUGCAGAGGCAACUCCAGCAGGAACGGGCCUACCUGGUCUCGCUGCAGCAGCAGCAGCAGCAGCAGCAGGAGGGGCGGCAGGCGGAGAAGAAACAGCUCUACCACUACAAAGACGUCGCCCAUCCCAACGACAAGCCGGCCUGGGCUAAAGAGGUGCCACCGCAAGCACAGGUUCAGCGCGGUAACCCGCCCCGCUCGAACCUGCGCCAUCAUCAGUCAUUCAAUCAACCGCCUUCGUGCUCCUCCCCGGCGGCCCGCCACGGCCAGCCCCGAGCUCAAAUCCCUAGACGCACGCCGUCCGUGGGCGGCCAGAUCCUCCGCAUAGCGCUCGACCCCGAGGUCCCCCUCGACCCGGGGCUAAAGCGGGAGAUAAGUCAGCAGGUCAGAGAGUUGAGGGCUCAGAACCGCAGUCAGAGGAAGCGCAGCCCGACCGGCGUCAAGGAAGACGCUAAGGCGCCUCGUAACCCCGAGAAAGAAGCUCCCGGUCCCGUGCCGCUCAGACAGUCCAAGUCCCCAGGCAGGCCCCUCUCUGCUCCCAGUCACGCUGACAUCUCAGAUGUUCUUACUAAGGGCCCAGCGCAGGUCCAAAAACUGGUGGAGGAGAGGUCAAAGCUGAACAGGCAGAGCUCUCCGGCGCUGCAGCCUAAAGUGUCGAACCGGAUGUCCGACCCUUCCCUCCCUCCCCGAUCCGAGUCCUUUGGUAGCGGCGGCAUGCAGGCCGCCCGAACUCCACCCGUCCACCGUCCCGUUGAACCCCAGAUGGCCCACCUGGUUCCGGUCAAGACGCACUCCAGCUCCAUGUCGGGUUCUCAGUCCCUGCAGGACCAGACGGGAGGCGCUCUGAGCGAGGGCAUGGUCCUCAGGCCCGACAUCCCCCGCCAGAACUCCGACCCGACUUCUGACAUCCAAAGUCCGCCACUUUGUAUCGCCGAGCGAGAUCGGGACAGGAGCCGGCGAAGAGAGGAAGACCUGCCGCCCAAGCUCCGAGAAUCCCAAUCGAUCCCUCAGAGGACCACCUCCAUCUCCCCAGCCUUGGUCAGGAAGAACUCCCCCAAUGGCGGUGUCGGUUCUGGGCCUCCAACAGGAUCUCAUCUUAUACGAGCGAGUAACCCAGAUCUGCGCCGUUCCGAGCUCUCCCUAGACGCGAUGCUGCAAAGAACUUCCUCCAACUCCUCGUCGUCUUCGUCGCCCUCGUCCCAAGGAGGCUCGGUGGAGAGGAGAGGUCAGAGACAGGAGACCUCGCCGUUGGGAGCCAAUCAGGAGGCCAGAUCCAAACAGGAGGAGGGCCGCGAAUCAAGCCGACCCAGCAGGCCCGCGGACCUCAGCGCUCUGGCUAAGGAACUGCGAGAGUUGAGGGUCGAGGAGGGGAACCGGCCUCCUGUUAAGGUGACGGACUAUUCGUCGUCCAGCGAGGAGUCGGAGAGCAGCGACGAGGACGGCGAGCCGGUGGGACACGACGGCACCGUGGCCGUUAGCGACAUCCCUCGUAUCAUGCCAGCCGUGCAAAGCAGCGGCGAGUCUUACGGAGGACUGAGCGAGGGGCCGGAGCCUUACAGCAACUCCAAAGAUGGCACGCUGGUCAUGAGAGAGGCCGAGGAAAAGAGGCGAGGCAGCCACGCCGAGAGCAACGGGUUUGGGAAUCACGGUAACCACGGCAACCUACCCGACCUGGUACGGCAGAGCAGCUCGCCCACAGCCCCGCCCACCGCCCUGCAGGAGCUGGGAGACAUGCCCGAGUUCGGUCUUGGCGGUUGCAAAGCGUCCUUCACCCCGUUUGUGGACCCCCGCGUCUACCAAACGUCCCCGAGCGACGAAAAUGAGAACUCGGCAGCUGCCAUGUUUGCCAGCGAGCUGCUGCGGCAGGAACAGGCCCGCCUCAACGAAGCCAGGAAGAUCUCGGUGGUCAACGUCAACCCCACCAACAUCCGACCGCACAGCGACACGCCCGAGAUCCGCAAGUACAAGAAGCGUUUCAACUCGGAGAUCCUUUGCGCCGCCCUCUGGGGUGUGAAUCUGCUGGUGGGGACGGAGAACGGCCUCAUGUUGCUCGACCGAAGCGGCCAGGGGAAAGUUUACAACCUGAUCACCAGGCGGCGUUUCCUUCAAAUGGACGUGCUGGAGGGCCUCAACGUGCUCGUCACCAUAUCGGGGAAAAAGAACAAGCUGCGCGUUUACUACCUGUCCUGGCUGAGGAACAGAAUACUGCACAACGACCCGGAAGUGGAGAAGAAGCAAGGCUGGAUCACCGUCGGGGAGCUGGAAGGAUGCGUGCAUUAUAAAGUUGUGAAGUACGAGAGGAUCAAGUUCCUGGUGAUUGCCCUGAAGAACUCGGUGGAGAUCUACGCCUGGGCCCCUAAGCCCUACCACAAGUUCAUGGCCUUUAAGUCGUUCGCCGAGCUGCAGCAUCGUCCUCAGCUGGUGGACCUGACCGUGGAGGAAGGCCAGAGGUUGAAGGUCAUCUACGGCUCCAGCGUGGGCUUCCACGUCAUCGACGUCGACUCGGGCAACCCGUACGACAUCUACAUCCCGUCACACUGCGCCAAAGAGACCAAGAUUCAGAGCCAGGUGUCGCCGCACGCCAUCGUGGUGUUACCCAAGACGGACGGCAUGGAGAUGCUGCUGUGCUACGAGGACGAGGGCGUCUACGUCAACACUUACGGCAGGAUCACCAAAGACGUUGUGCUGCAAUGGGGGGAAAUGCCCACCUCUAUUGCUUACAUCCACUCCAAUCAAAUCAUGGGCUGGGGCGAGAAAGCCAUCGAGAUCCGCUCGGUGGAGACGGGCCACCUGGACGGAGUCUUCAUGCACAAGAGGGCCCAGAGACUCAAGUUCCUGUGCGAGCGCAAUGACAAAGUGUUCUUUGCAUCGGUGCGCUCAGGAGGCAGCAGUCAAGUGUUUUUCAUGACCCUCAAUAGGAACUCCAUGAUGAAUUGGUGAUGGCCCCGUCCCCUUGGUCCAGCCUCGCUCUCCCAUUGACUGUUGACCUCGUCCUCCUUUUUGCACACCGCUCCUCUUCCUCCUGCCGCCUUGCCCUCAUGACUUGAAACAAACGCCAACAGGGAAGCGGAGGGACCACUUGAUCUUCUUCUUCCUCCUUCUCUUCCUCUUCCCACCAAUCCAAAAGAUCACGUCCGUGUCCCUUUACGCCGAAAAUCGCACACUUCCAACCGACCUCCUUCACGGCCUUCCUCUCCUCUCCUCUUUGUCGUCUUUCCACUCUUCAAAGGUGCUGCAUCAGUCUUGAGCUGUCAAUCAACAAAGAGCGUCUGUGUGAGACUUUACAGCACACGCCUGUCCCUGGGAAAAAAAAAAAAAAAAGUGCAUACGUAAUUCCGAGAUCCAAGUCUCGGUGAGGGGGUUCUACGUAUUUUUUCUUUUUUAUUGUAGUUGCGUUGGAUUCGCGCUAACACAUUUGGAAUUGUUUGGUUAAUUAUGGCUAGUGACAGAGGAGCUAACGAACACCUCAAACCAUGUCGUCGUGUACUGUACUAAAAAAGGCUGUAGAUGCACAACAGGCUAACGGUUUAGCAAUAAAGAGCCAAGCGGGCUUCCCACUGUGCGCCGCCGUGUGUGUGUUGUCCCAGUCAUCACACUGAGAACUCGCAGACAAAACUUCUGUAACGUUUUAUUUUUGUGUUUUCAUUUUCCUUUUUUUAAAAAAAAAAAAAAGACUAAUCAUUCUGUUUGAGGAUUUGUUUUGUUUUGUAAGAGACACUGGAAGAGAAAUAAAUGCAAGAGUAGAGCCAUGA
Syngnathus typhle (broad-nosed pipefish) is the source of this 5501-nucleotide messenger RNA. It is a transcript of the gene tnika, whose product is annotated as TRAF2 and NCK interacting kinase a. Bases 289 to 4689 code for a protein of 1466 amino acids. The transcript is spliced from 35 exons. NCBI's taxonomy places the organism in Eukaryota, Metazoa, Chordata, Actinopteri, Syngnathiformes, Syngnathidae. Gene Ontology annotation, biological process: protein phosphorylation. The record is from RefSeq and is a predicted model, not a curated record. Gene Ontology annotation, molecular function: ATP binding; protein kinase activity.